Molecule: messenger RNA, 918 nt
Organism: Trichomonas vaginalis G3
Lineage: Eukaryota; Parabasalia; Trichomonadida; Trichomonadidae
Exons: 1
Coding region: 1-918 (305 amino acids)
Source: RefSeq, a predicted model, not a curated record
AUGACUCAAUACGGCUGCGCAAGACAUCAUACCCGCAGAACUCCAACAAUUUCCUUAGUUAUGGGUAAUGACUGGAGAUAUUGGUCACACUCACCCGAAAGAGGACAAGAAGGUUGGGAUAGAUGGAUAAAUCAAACAAUGAAAUCUUUACUCCGCAAAAUACAUACUGAACAAGAAUUAAUUGACGCUCAAUUUGAACCAAAAGAUGGAGGAUCAACAUUUUAUGCUCAAAUUCCAUCAGAAAAUCAUUCAUUUCUCGAAACUUUCAGAAACCAUUCGAAAUUCUUCAAAAUAUAUAACGAUACAUUCGUUUACUCAGUAAAUUCAUCGCUCACAAACCCAAUCGUUACAGCAUACCAAAAACCGGGUUGUCCAGUUAUUUACAACUCCAAAGUCGAGCCAUUAUAUGCAUUCUUCGAUAGACACAAAUUCGGAGCAUUACAUAAAUAUCCAUACUCGGAAUUGUCAAAGAUUCCAAUUUUCAAAGUUGCCGCUUUAUAUUUCGUAAAAGGCAAUCUAAAGCAGGUUCAAAGAAGGAAUUUACAGCUUGCUGCACAAAAUGAGUGUAGUAAUACAGUUUACGGAUGGGUUGAUAUGAAAGAAGAAGUUGAUGAAAAAGAAAAUUCAAAAUAUUUGAGAUUUAUUCGAGCAUACGACCUCCCGUUAAUGGUAUUUAUUGACAGAAGAAGCGAAACUACCGCUGUUUGGAAGAAAGCGUUGCUAAGAGCAAAAACAGAAUUAAUUCCAAAUUUGUUCAAGAAGGCAGAAUCAGCUCAACCUAAGGUUGUUUCUCAGCCCAGGAUUUCACCAAUUUCGUUAAUUUUAGGAACAAUUUUUGGAAUUUUUGCUUACUUCGCAUUUUCUUAUUUCUAUCCUCUCUUAAAACCUCACAAAGCACAACGUUAUAAUGAGGUGUGA